AUGGCUUCUUAUCAUUCCGGCCGGCCGUAUUUGUUGGUGGCGGUGUUGGCGAUGGCGGUGGCCACCGUGGUUGUGGCUCAACAGAGGUCUCCGAGGCAGUACGCGGUUGGGGGCCAGGCUGGCUGGACUGUCAAUUUCAACUAUCUGCGUUGGGCCAGUGGCAAGGACUUCCGCGUUGGAGAUUCACUUGUUUUCAACUAUCCAAAGGGCGCCCACAACGUGAUGAAGGCAAACCGGACGGAGUUCAAGACGUGCACCGUCCCACAAGGCCGGGACGACCUUCUCACUUCUGGAAACGAUACCGUUGUGCUGGAGAGCCCAGGGAACAAGUACUACUUCUGCGGCGUGGCGAGUCACUGCGCGGAGCUUGGACAAAAGCUGGCCAUAACUGUGAGACCCCAAUCGACCAUGGCACCCGUCGGCGCUCCUUCUCCGAGUCAGGCCGCGGCCCAGGGUCGACCAAGUUUUGCUUUUGGCUUUUUCUGGUGAUGUUGUGGUAGUUAAUUAAAGCAUCUGGACUUAUCGGCAUUUUAUGUAAUGGAGUAGUGACAAAGAAUAAGACUAGUAUAACUCUCUCACCCUCUACAAUAGGUGGAGACACUUUAUUUACGUG
Molecule: messenger RNA, 613 nt
Organism: Linum tenue
Lineage: Eukaryota; Viridiplantae; Streptophyta; Magnoliopsida; Malpighiales; Linaceae
Source: the annotation of a GenBank genome assembly